Messenger RNA from Carassius gibelio (silver crucian carp), 2632 nucleotides. RefSeq names its product threonine--tRNA ligase 1, cytoplasmic. Gene Ontology annotation, molecular function: threonine-tRNA ligase activity; ATP binding. NCBI's taxonomy places the organism in Eukaryota, Metazoa, Chordata, Actinopteri, Cypriniformes, Cyprinidae. Gene Ontology annotation, cellular component: cytoplasm. The record is from RefSeq and is a predicted model, not a curated record. The transcript is spliced from 19 exons. Gene Ontology annotation, biological process: threonyl-tRNA aminoacylation. The coding region runs from base 113 to 2269 and encodes 718 amino acids.
UCUCCCCUCAAUAUCCGGGAAACGCGUGUGCCGGUGUCCUGAAUGUACAAAUCUGUCAGUUGUUGUAUCGUGUUACUUGUUCGUGCUUGUGAUAUUUUUGUGUAACUUAAUUAUGGCGAAUGAGAGCGUUACCGAACAGAUGAAGGAUCUGAAAAUGGACGAGAAGAAGAAUAGUAAAGAUGGAGGGAAAAAGAAAACCAAGAAUGCUGGUGGAGAUGCAGGUGGCAAGACCGAGUUGAAUCCUCUUCCACAAUACAUCGAUGAGCGUCUGUCCAUUUAUAACAAGCUGAAGGCAGAACAUGACGCCCUGCUGUCUGAGAAAGCAGAAAAAGACAGCAAGCCCAUCAAGAUCACACUGCCCGAUGGAAAAGUAGUAGAUGGGGAAUCCUGGAAGACUACACCUUACCAGGUUGCCUGUGGCAUCAGCCAAGGCCUUGCUGAUAAUACUGUGAUCUCCAAAGUGAACAAUGGGGUAUGGGAUCUAGACAGGCCCUUAGAGGAAGACUGCAGUCUGGUUUUUCUCAAAUUUGAUGAUGAAGAGGCACAAGCAGUGUAUUGGCACUCUAGUGCCCAUAUAAUGGGAGAGGCCAUGGAGCGAGUCUAUGGAGGAUGCCUUUGUUAUGGACCGCCCAUUGAGAAUGGCUUUUACUAUGAUAUGUUUCUUGAAAAUGAAGGCGUAUCGAGUAAUGAUCUUCCCUGUUUGGAGAGCUUGUGUAAGAAGAUCAUCAAAGAGAAACAGCCCUUUGAGAGGCUGGAGGUAAAGAAGGAGACUCUGUUGGAGAUGUUCAAGUACAACAAGUUCAAGUGCAGGAUCCUAAAUGAAAAGGUUACCACCCCAACAACUACAGUUUACAGGUGUGGACCUUUGAUUGAUCUGUGCAGAGGGCCUCAUGUAAGACAUACAGGAAAGAUCAAGGCAUUGAAGAUCCACAAGAAUUCUUCUACAUAUUGGGAGGGCAAGGCUGACAUGGAGAGCCUCCAAAGGAUCUAUGGCAUCUCUUUCCCCGAUCCUAAGAUGCUGAAAGAAUGGGAAAAAUUCCAGGAAGAAGCCAAGAACAGGGAUCAUCGCAAACUAGGAAGGGAGCAAGACUUGUUUUUCUUUCAUGACCUGAGUCCAGGUAGCUGUUUCUUUCUGCCUAAAGGAGCCUACAUCUAUAAUACGCUGAUCGAGUUUAUUAGAAGUGAAUACAGAAAGAGGGGAUUCCAGGAAGUGGUCACACCGAACAUCUACAACAGCAAACUAUGGCAGACUUCAGGACACUGGCAGCACUACAGCGAAAACAUGUUCUCCUUUGAGGUGGAGAAGGAGAUCUUUGCUCUCAAGCCCAUGAACUGCCCUGGACACUGUCUGAUGUUUGACCACCGGCCGCGCUCUUGGAGGGAACUGCCUCUGCGGUUGGCUGAUUUUGGGGUCUUGCACCGUAAUGAGUUGUCUGGAGCUCUCACUGGCCUGACCAGAGUCAGACGUUUCCAACAAGAUGAUGCGCACAUCUUCUGCUCUAUGGACCAGAUUGAGUCUGAGAUAAAGGGUUGUCUGGACUUCCUACGCACAGUGUAUGAGGUGUUUGGCUUCACCUUUAAACUGAACCUUUCCACCAGGCCAGAGAAGUUCCUAGGAGAACCUGAGGUGUGGGACCAGGCCGAGAAGCAACUGGAGAACAGCCUGAAUGAUUUUGGAGAGAAAUGGGUUCUGAAUCCUGGUGAUGGAGCUUUCUAUGGACCAAAGAUUGAUAUUCAGAUAAAGGAUGCCAUUGGCAGGUAUCACCAAUGUGCCACCAUUCAGCUGGACUUCCAGUUGCCUAUUCGCUUCAAUCUUACAUUUGUGAGCCAUGAUGGCGAUGACAAGAAGAGACCUGUGAUCAUCCACAGAGCGAUUCUGGGUUCAGUGGAACGCAUGAUCGCCAUCCUGACUGAAAACUAUGGGGGAAAGUGGCCACUGUGGCUGUCCCCACGUCAGGUGAUGGUGGUUCCUGUAGGACCCACUUGUGAUGAGUACGCGCAGAGAGUACAGCAGGAGUUCCACAGGGGAGGGUUGAUGACGGAUGUGGAUCUGGACCCAGGCUGCACCCUGAACAAGAAGAUCAGGAACGCUCAGUUGGCUCAGUACAAUUUCAUUUUAGUGGUGGGUGAGAAGGAGAAGAGCAGUGACACGGUAAAUGUUAGGACUCGUGACAACAAGGUGCAUGGAGAGAGGAGUCUGAUGGACUGCAUGGAGCGACUCAAGGAGCUGAAGGCCUCAAGAAGCCGUAACGCAGAAGAGGAAUUCUGAACUUCCUAAACAUCCUUCCAAGUCUUCCUUCAUAUGCUCAGAUGCUACUGGGCAGCAGCGUGCUGCUAUUCUGCAUUUAUGAUCCAUAAUUUCUCAGCCGGAUCAGUGUGGUUCACGGGCUCAGGUUUUAAAUCAGUGGCAUUAUUUAACUUCUCAUUCAAUUGUCCAAAAGUCUGAAGAGAUGAUUUAUCAGUAAUACUUUGCUUUUAAAAACCCUGGGAAUUUUAUUUGUCAGAAAUCCAUUAUACUUUGUUAUUACAAAGGGUCUUUUCUAUCAAUAUAUGAGAAUGGGUGAAAAUGACAAUUAAGUCUGGUAGCUUAUCUGAUGUUGUUGGGGAUGAAAUAAAACGGUAUAUCUUUCCA